UAAGCUUAGUGCUUGAAAUUAGUCUCAUAUCAUCACAAUGUCUACUGAUCUCUCAGUCAUUCUUCCUCGUGUUCUCAUCGUUUCAAGACGAACUGUUCGUAAGAACAAGUUCGUUGAUUUCGUGGGGGAAUAUCACCUUGAUCUUAUAGUAAGCUAUGGCGCGGUACCCGUCAUCGUUCCUCGCGUUUCAGGGGUUCACAUGUUGUUAAACAGCUUCGAACCGAUUCAUGGUGUGCUUCUGUGCGAAGGAGAAGACAUAGACCCUUGUUGGUACGAGCAAGACACUUCAGGUCUUUCCCAAGAAGAGUUAGAUGAAAUCAGAAGGCUUCAUGCGAGUGACACAGCCAUUGACAAAGAGAAAGACUCAAUUGAGUUGAGCCUAGCAAAGCUUUGUCUCGAAAGGAACAUUCCUUAUUUAGGAAUCUGCAGAGGCUCGCAGGUUCUCAAUGUUGCAUGUGGUGGUACCCUUUACCAGGACAUAGGGAAAGAGCUCUCCAAGAACUGCCCAGAAAGCCAGAGAGUGAUGCACAUCAACUACGAUGAUUAUGAUGGUCAUAGACAUGCUGUCACAGUCGUUGAAAACACCCCUUUGCAUCGUUGGUUUCAGGGUUCCUUGGAUGAAAAGAAAAUGGAGAUUUGGGUUAAUAGUUAUCACCAUCAAGGGGUUAAGAGGUUGGCACAACGUUUUAUCCCUAUGGCGUUUUCUUCUGAUGGUUUGAUUGAAGGGUUCUAUGAUCCUGAUGCUUAUAACCCAGAAGAGGGAAAGUUCAUUAUGGGACUGCAAUUUCAUCCAGAGCGUAUGAGAAAGCCCAAUUCAGAUGAAUUUGAUUACCCGGGAUGCCCUUCUGCUUAUAAGGAAUUUGUAAAGGCUGUGAUGGCUUAUCAGAAGAAGCUGAAUAGUUCAACAAGUGUGCCAAAGUCUAUGAAACUUAACAAGGAAAUGGAGAACAAGAGGAAAAUCAUAGUGCGUAGCUUUUCACUGGCGAAAAAUCUUUACACCAUGGGCCGUGUAAAUUGCUCUUCCAAAGAGUCUGAACUUGAAAUUGGAGCAGAAUUUCUGGAGUCAAACACAGCGUUGAGUGUGCAGCAAGAGAAUCGGUUAAAGCAAAUGGGAGCAACAGUUAGGAAUGCAGGGUCAUACGUGGAGAGGCUGAAGCUGAAUGAGGAAAGAGAGAAAAUGGCGAGAAAUGUAAUGGGAAAGAUGUCAGUGGAGCAAUUGUCUGAUCUAUUGUCCUUCUACCACACCAUGGGCCAGAUUUGUUCUGAAGUAUUGGAGAAAAAGCUGCAUGACUUUGUCAUUGACUUUAGUUCAUGAUUUUGUUUCCCUUCUUGUUGCCAUGCAAUAUUUGGUGUGUUUUA
Abrus precatorius (Indian licorice) is the source of this 1359-nucleotide messenger RNA. Its product is annotated as putative glutamine amidotransferase GAT1_2.1. The record is from RefSeq and is a predicted model, not a curated record. Bases 38 to 1315 code for a protein of 425 amino acids. Gene Ontology annotation, molecular function: hydrolase activity, acting on carbon-nitrogen (but not peptide) bonds, in linear amides. Lineage: Eukaryota; Viridiplantae; Streptophyta; Magnoliopsida; Fabales; Fabaceae. Gene Ontology annotation, cellular component: cytosol. The transcript is spliced from 4 exons.